Aspergillus ochraceoroseus IBT 24754 is the source of this 1005-nucleotide messenger RNA. RefSeq lists its product as uncharacterized. Lineage: Eukaryota; Fungi; Ascomycota; Eurotiomycetes; Eurotiales; Aspergillaceae. The transcript has 2 exons. Bases 401 to 721 code for a protein of 106 amino acids. The record is from RefSeq and is a predicted model, not a curated record.
GCUGAGCCAGGCUGCACAGCCCUAUACUAUUUGUCUCACUGGCAAACUAUACAUUGGCUGUCUUCGUGUCUUCUUCGAGAUCUGUGGCGCGCCUAAGCUGGUUGAUUAUCAUACUGGAAUGUCACCCUUACAUCUAGCCGUGAAACAUAUCCAGUCGAUUUUACUGACAUUCGAUGUGAGUGCGCGACGUCAAAGCAGUAUCCAAUGGGCCAAAUUUAGAAUACAAUAUCCGCAGUGAUUGAAUUUCACUGGAAGUCGAGGAUAUAUAAAGACAACUUUCAAUAGCCCAAAAUGUUCUUAUCAAUAUAACAACCAAAGCGCAAUACUAAAGCCUCAAACGCCGACUUGACAAUACCACUACGCAAAACUUUUUUGUCCUUUCUUCCAACUUCAAAUCAAAAUGAAGGGCUCUAUCUUUGCUACGGCUUGCACUACACUACUCAUGGCUCUAGCCACCGCUACCCCGACUGAGAAGCGUGUCUUUGAUGUAUCCAUCACCUUCCACGGUGCUGAUAACCAGUCAUACACCAUGUUAUUCCCGGCUGACAUAAACUCUGUGAAAAUUGACAACCCCAUGGUGGUCCACAGCAUCUCCUCCCCUGGAGGUGGAUUCUGCACUCUUACCGGAACUGAAGGAGAGACUGUUGUUAUUUAUGCCGAGGAUGAACAGACUCUGAAGACUCCUCAGCCGAUGGCUUGGGGAGCUUGUGACAACAACUAAGAUUUGUGUGAAUUAGCUGGAUUAUUAGAUUGGACACGCGUGGGCAUUAUAAGGAGUUGUCGGAGGGAGAAGUAUUGCUUCAUCGCCCAGAUCUCCUGGGGAAUAUUUCGCUUGAGUUGUAUUAUAGUAACUCAAAUCGAGCCUCAUUGUAAAAUUUGCCAUGCCCCCGGGAUUUGCCCCGUAUACGGAGUACGAUAUCCACUACAGGUAGAGGCAGGAUUGGAUCUGACUUCUAGGCAGCACUGCCACUUCCACAUCGCUAGGGCUUGACUCACAAAUACUCC